Messenger RNA from Cryphonectria parasitica EP155, 1662 nucleotides. Its product is annotated as peroxisomal assembly protein. The transcript has 3 exons. Bases 1 to 1662 code for a protein of 553 amino acids. Gene Ontology annotation, biological process: protein import into peroxisome membrane. The record is from RefSeq and is a predicted model, not a curated record. Gene Ontology annotation, cellular component: peroxisomal membrane. Lineage: Eukaryota; Fungi; Ascomycota; Sordariomycetes; Diaporthales; Cryphonectriaceae. Gene Ontology annotation, molecular function: protein-macromolecule adaptor activity.
AUGUUCGCUGCCACGCGGCGAUGGUUCCGCCGCAACAGAACUCCUAUCGCCGUCGGCGUAGGCAUCAUUGGUACUGGCUAUGUUGUCACGCAGUACGUGCUCAACAAGCUCAAUGAUGCGCGCGAGCGGAUGAGCAGUGAUCGGAUAGCAAAGGAGAACCUCCGACGACGUUUCCAACAAAAUCAAGAGGACUGUACCUUCACCGUCCUAGCCCUCCUACCCACGGCGGCGACGAAGAUCCUCGAGACACUCGACGUGGAGAAGAUCACACUCGAAAUCCAGCAACUGAAGAGCAACAAUGGCGCCAGGUCAGCCAAAAACGGGAGCGGCGACUCGAUGAGCUUGCCCGAGACGACAGGCAUGACGGACGAGGACGGACGGAGUAUGAUCUCAGCCAGCGAGAGUGGCAUACACGCGAGCCAGGUCACGGUGCCGCCCGCGAGUCAGACAUCAGAAGGGGAACAGGCGCAGCAGCAGGACAAGCCCAAGAGGACCAAGAAGCAGCUGUGGGGAGAUGUGACGAUCAGCUCUAUCACGAGGGCCUUUACGCUCAUGUACACCCUCGCCCUGCUGACCAUGCUCACGCGCAUCCAGCUCAACCUUCUCGGGCGGCGGAGCUACCUCUCCAGCGUGGUGUCACUGGCGGCUGGCUCUAACAACGCUGCCAUCAGCCUCGAGAACAAGGAUGACGACAACGCAACCGAGGCGUAUGGCGACGACUUCGAGGUCAACCGCAAGUACCUCACCUUCAGCUGGUGGCUGCUGAACAAGGGUUGGGUGGACGUGAUGCAACAGGUCGAGACCGCGGUCAGGCAGGUCUUUGGACAGAUGAGCCCGAGGGAUCAGGUCACCUUUGACUCAUUCUCGCAAAUGACGAAGCAGGUCAGGAGACUGGUCGAGGGGCCUUCAUUACAGGAACAGCAGCAGCAGCAGCAGCAGCAGACCGUUGGCGGGACCACAAAGUGGCUGCCGUUUCUCUUGCCCCCGCAGGACAUGGAAGAUUUCGUCCUAAAGGAAUCCGGCAUCCUAGAUGACAGCGCCACGUCGCAAACCCAGCUCACCGAGCGAGAGCCCUCGAGCCCUGCCUCAGCAGCCUCUCUUCGGCGUCUCCUAGACGAGACGUCCGAUAUCGUCGAGUCACCCACCUUCACCCACGUCCUCACACAGAUCCUCGACGCAGGUUUCUCUGUGCUCCUGGACAAGAAACUAGCCGAGGGUCCUUUCGACCUUCCACCACCACAACCAUCGUCACCACCAGCGGCAGCACAGAUUCUGAUCAAUGUUGACGGCAUCAGUCCUGAGCUGCAGAUCCUCCGGCAGGAAAGGAAGGUCCUCUUGCCUAAGUGUCUGUCGACGCUCACCCGGCAGGCACAUUACAUUGGCAUUGGUAUGCCAAACGAGUACCUCCAGGCGAUGGAGAGCGUGCAGGAUCUCGAGGGGUUCGCGGCGGUGGUGUAUUCUAGCAACUGGGAGAACGAGAUCCGGGAAGAGGGGAUGAUACCGUCUCCCAAUAGCGGGAGCGGAUCAACACGAGGCGGUACAGCGACGGCAGACUCUAGUGUACGGCAUUCGACGAUCAUAGGCGAGGAGAGCAUGGUCCUGGUAGACCCCUCGCAGAGCUCCUUUGAGAGCGUCUGGGCAAAGGUCACGGACAAGACAUGA